Funneliformis geosporum is the source of this 1308-nucleotide messenger RNA. The record is from the annotation of a GenBank genome assembly. Lineage: Eukaryota; Fungi; Glomeromycota; Glomeromycetes; Glomerales; Glomeraceae.
AUGAAAUCCAAUUCAGCAGAAAUUGAAAAUACGGCUAAUUCUUUAUCGAAAGAUUUAAAAUUUGCAUUAGAUAAUCAUUUGUUUAGUGAUAUUAAGCUAAAAGGAAACGACGGAGAAGAAAUAAAUGCUCAUCGAAUAAUAUUAGUGUCACGUUCAGAGGUGUUUAGGCGUAUGUUAUUGAAUGAAAUGAAAGAAUCCACACAAGAAGUAAUAGAAUUUCCAGAGUUUUCUUCGAAAACUUUACAUGUUAUUCUUGAAUAUUUAUAUACCGAGAAAGUGACAGAGAAGACGUUGAAGAUUGAUAUCAUCGCUAAAGCUUUUCAUAGUGCUGAUUAUUUUUUACUUGAGCAACUAAAACUUCAAAUUAUUGAGUUUGUUUUACAUGAUUUAAAGAGCAAGGAAAAUAAGAUAAAUAUUUCAGCUAAGGUUCUAUCCCAACUUUUGGAAUGUAUGGAUACAUCUAAUAAUAAGUUGGUUGAUACACUUUGCAUUAUUAUUAAUUCUGCUCCAUUAAAAUCUAUUGAAUAUUGUAAUUUAACCGACAAAGCGUUGAAUUGUAUUUUAUCAAAGAUCAAUAGGGAAGAGAAUACGAUAUUUUUCAAAACUGAAUAUGAAUUAUUCCAUUACAUUAUAUUAUGGACUGCAAAUAAUAUCUCGGAAGAAGCUUUAUUAUUUUAUAAUUCAUAUUUGCCUUCUCCGGAAAUUAUUGAAAGAUUUAUCGCUACACACAUGAAAGAGUGGAACGUUCAUUCCUUAUCUAACACGGAAAAAUCUCAUGCAAUAUACCGGUCAACAAUGUUAUCAAUGACUUCAUCUCUACUUAAUUAUGUGGAUAUAGGACAAAUUCAUCCAUCGAUUAUUUCCGAUAUAAUUGAACCUCUUAAUGGUAUAGUUGAUUCAAAUAUAUUAUUAGAUACAUAUCGGAAAAAAGCUUUGUUAGCUGAAAAGUAUUCUAAUAUACUGAUGAGAGUUGCUUUACUUCAAUGGGAUGGUCGUGCACGUGGUAGUAAGAUGAACUUUGACACAAGUCCUUUUAUUGUUUUUACGAAUUCCUCAUCACAUGAAUGGAUUAGAACUUCAUUACCAAUAAUCGGUCAAGGUUUGUUUGAAUGGGGUAUUGUAGUUGAAGAAAUUUGUUGUUAUUUUUGGGUUGGAAUUUGUACUGAGAAUGGAUUUGACGUAAAUUACAACUCAUGGCUUGGAACACAAGCAUACGGAUGGGUUCUUGCCUUUAGUAAUUUACCCGAUGUAGUUUAUCCUUCAGUAUCUUUAUGUAAACCUGGAAAAGCGAGGAUUGUGUCAAUUUGA